Messenger RNA from Oncorhynchus tshawytscha (Chinook salmon), 1861 nucleotides. RefSeq names its product transmembrane protein 18 (gene tmem18). Lineage: Eukaryota; Metazoa; Chordata; Actinopteri; Salmoniformes; Salmonidae. The record is from RefSeq and is a predicted model, not a curated record. Bases 852 to 1277 code for a protein of 141 amino acids. The transcript has 5 exons. Gene Ontology annotation, cellular component: nuclear membrane.
CUGAGAGGACCAAUCACAUUGAUCUGUAAUCCUUCUUAAUGUUCACUGACUCUAUCGCUGUGGCCCCAGGCUCUCAAAUUAAACCAGCACUGAAAACGCUCAAUUGCGAGUCUUCUCUACAUUAUGAAAUUAUAGAAUUUCAAUAUCCUGUUGUAGAAUAAUGAUACAAAUGAUUUGAUUCUCAUUGCAAGAUUGUGCAUGUUUAUAAGAUGUAAUAAACUGUUUAUGUUUUUAUAGUUACUUAAUAGGAACUUUGUAGGAACCACAUUGAUGCAUUCGUUAUUACAUUUAUGUGACAGAAUGUUGACAUGAUUAGGAAAUAUAUCUAUGUCAGACGUUUUAUACUUUUACAAUGACUUUAACAUUGAAAUGUAUGGAAUAUUUUGUAUAUUUGUAAACUCUUUAAUUACAGCAUUUCACAGUUACUUACUGCACAAUUAUUCAUUAUUUUCUCAAAUAUACAUUGUGCCUUUUUCAACUCAAAGAAUUUCUGUAACAUGCAACCAUCACCUUGUGUAAAGCCUGUUAAAGAGACAGCAGGAGAGAAAAGAAACAUUUUGUGGCACAAACAGAAUGUGUGUUUGUUCUAUGGCGUCAGAUUGUGAAUCAGGACUGGACAGGAGCUUGUUAACAAAGGGAUUUAGAUAGAGACAGGAAAGAAUUAGCGGGGUUGGGGUGGAAAGGGGAACCAAAACAGGAAAGCAAACUGAAUCAAGGCUUGAGGGCCUCUUCCUGCACACUGGGGACAGUCUGUCUUUUGUCCCAGCCAGUCAACAGAAGCAGGGGCAUAGCACAACCCCAGUGGAUUUACAGCAGAAUAAUAUAUUUUCAGAAUAUCUUCUAAAUGUAAUAUGAUAGAAAGAAAAAUGUAUGUUUCUAUGAUAAAGAAAGCUGACAGCGAGAAGUUAACAAUACAGUGGUCUGAGCCGUGGCUUAUUGGACUUCUGGGGUUCCAUGCUGUCUGUCUCCUUGCAACUCUCCUGACACGUAGAUUCUACAGAGUGCAAAUAUGCCAGUUCCUGGUUAUGGUAUGCAUGGUGUACAGCGCCGAAUAUCUGAACGAGGUGGCAGCCAUGAACUGGAGGUCAUUUUCCAAGUUCCAGUACUUUGACUCAAAUGGGAUGUUCAUAUCUUUGGUCUACUCCAUUCCCCUUCUGCUCAACACAAUCAUCAUUGUUGCGUCGUGGGUGUACAGGACUUUCUCCACCAUGAUAGAGCUGAAGACCCUGCAACUGAAGAGAAAGGCCCGUAGAGAGCAGAACAAGAAGACUGACUAAUCACUUUCCUCUGGGACCUCCAUUGAGAUCAGUGGGGUGCUGAUGCUGGGAAUCACCUCAACUGGAUCCAUGUUAACUUGGCUAACAUGGUGCCACAUCAGCAUCACAUGGCAAACAUCUGCAUCACAACAUGGUUGGUUCCAGUGCUUCAACUGCCUAAACUUUUUGAAAGGUAGAUCUGUACUGUGUUUGUAUUAACUACAGUAUGAGAAGAGUGGAGGGGGUGAUCACUAUUGUCUUCCAUCUUUUCAAUGGGUAAAUCUCACAACUGCGUUGCUUAUAUACUUGCCCAAGUUGACUUCCCUCUGCAAAUCAGAACAGACUGGAUGGCUGAAGAAGUAUGGUUGUAGUAAAGUUGCCUUUUUUCAUUAAGUGAAUAUCGUUUGAUGGAAUACAGUGUACAUAUAAAACAUUUAUUAAGGGGACCAAAUAUGUUAUCAAACAUUUAUAACAUUUUUUUCUUCAUAUUAUGUGAUGAGAAGGUAGCCUACUUGUUUUGCACAACAAUGUAAUGCUCAUGGCAAAUAUUGUUGUUAUUUUGCAUGUAGUGAUAAUGGUUAUGGAAAAUAAAAUGUUGUAUUGAG